Messenger RNA from Frieseomelitta varia, 3319 nucleotides. RefSeq names its product long-chain fatty acid transport protein 4-like. Gene Ontology annotation, biological process: triglyceride homeostasis. NCBI's taxonomy places the organism in Eukaryota, Metazoa, Arthropoda, Insecta, Hymenoptera, Apidae. The record is from RefSeq and is a predicted model, not a curated record. Gene Ontology annotation, cellular component: endoplasmic reticulum. The coding region runs from base 313 to 2262 and encodes 649 amino acids. Gene Ontology annotation, molecular function: long-chain fatty acid-CoA ligase activity; long-chain fatty acid transmembrane transporter activity. The transcript is spliced from 11 exons.
UCGCGCGGGACUUAUUCUUGGUGGUGGCCGGUGGCGCAAUAGCGAAGUGCCGUUGGAACGCUGCGCCUGCAGUCCAGUCGGUCGCUCUGACGACUGUUAGUGUUGUCGGCGCACCGUCCGGAGUGGUAUACUUCGCUCCGAGAGAGAGAGGCACAGACUAUUGAUUUGCACGCUGCCGCUGUCCCCCGUGUGCGGUUUUCAAUUCAAGAUCAACCGUGCUCGUACACCAAGUUCUCGUACUUCCUGAGACGAGCAAGUUUCGGAACACGAGCACCAAGAAACUCGGCGAAACAGACUGGGUGACGCCGGAUCAUGGAUGUUACACUUCUGCUGUUAGCUCUGGGUGUUAUUGCUGCGAUGUUUGGUGUUGUGGCGACGAGGUUCGGUUUCCCCGGGUUCAACAAGAUCGCCCAGGUCGCGCUCGCUCUGGCGUUGCUACCCGUCAUCUGCAGAUUCCAUCGGAAGCUGUACAUCAUUUGCAAAAUUCUGCCUCGUGACCUGAAAUUUCUGUAUCGUGCCAUUUCGGCAGAGAUCGAGGUAAAAGGACAGCGCCGGAACAACAUGACGGUGGUGAAGAUAUUCAAGAAAAGAGUGGACCGCUAUCCUAACAAGACCUGCUUCUUCUUCGAGGACCAAGUUUGGACGUAUUCCGAUAUUAACAAGUACAGCAACCAGAUAGCGCGUGUCUUUCAAGAGGCUGGCUACGUGAAAGGGGAUGCGGUGGCUCUGAUGAUGCCCAACAGGCCGGAGUACGUCGCGAUUUGGCUCGGCCUGGGGAAAAUCGGCGUCGUCACAGCACUGAUCAACACAAAUUUGCGACUACAGUCGUUGAUCCAUUGUCUCCGUAUCGCCGAAGUGAAGAGCAUUAUUUACACGGAGGAGUACACGUCUGCUCUCGACGAUAUUAAGGACUCGAUUCAGGGAAUAGGGAGGUACAAAGUGUGUUUCAAAUCUCAGAUAUGCGAGAGUGGUGUGUGCGAUUUAAACAAACUUCUGUCAGAGGCCAGUAUUAAUGAGCCAGUGGUGAAGGACGAGCCUAAUUAUCGUGAUAAGCUGCUCUACAUUUACACGAGUGGUACCACUGGUUUGCCAAAGGUUGCAAUACUCCCCAAUUCGAGAUACUUGUUAGUCGUAAUGCCCUUUAAUUUGGUGGGCUUGAGAUCGAGCGAUAUCCUAUACAAUCCGAAUCCAUUGUAUCACACAGCCGGUGGAAUGCUCGGCGUGGGUUUCGCGAUUCUGAAAGGUAUACCAACCGUGUUAAGGACCAAGUUUUCAGUGUCGGCAUAUUGGACAGAUUGCAUCAAGUAUAAUUGUACCGCGGCACAGUACAUCGGUGAAAUGUGCCGUUACCUGCUUAACGCACCACCGAAACCGGAAGAUAAUGCUCAUCGAUUAAGGCUUAUGUUUGGGAAUGGCAUGAGGCCGCAGAUUUGGAGCGAGUUUGUCAAACGAUUCAAUAUCAAACGGGUCUCUGAGUUUUACGGGUCCAGCGAGGGCAAUGCCAAUAUUGCCAACUUAGACGGGCGAACUGGCGCCAUCGGUUUUGUGCCACUAAUUGUGCCACGAGUGUUUCAUCCUCUGGCAAUUAUCCGCGUAAAUAACCAGACGUACGAGCCUAUUAGAGGCUCGAAUGGCUUGUGCAUAAGAGCGGAAACAAAUGAGCCAGGGAUGUUCAUAGGAUUAAUAAAAGAAGGGAAUGCAUUAAGAGAGUUCAAUGGGUAUUUAGAUAAAGAAGAAUCGCAAAAGAAGAUAAUACAAGACGUGUUUGUCAAAGGUGACAAAGCUUUCUUAACAGGUGAUAUUUUAGUAGAGGAUGAGUACGGUUACAUUUACUUCAAAGACAGAGUAGGUGACACAUUUAGGUGGAAGGGGGAAAAUGUCGCCACCGCAGAAGUGGAAGGAGUUAUCAGUAACAUUGCAGGGAAAAGAGACGCCACUGUUUACGGAGUUCAGGUGCCUGGAAUGGAGGGAAGGGCAGGAAUGGCAGCGAUAGUCGACCCAGACAGCCUUCUGGACUUCAAAACCCUCGCCGAAGGUUUAGAGAAAGCACUGCCAGCAUACGCGAGACCAAUUUUUCUGCGAAUUGUGAAAGAACUCGAGAUAACUGGAACGUUCAAGUUGAAGAAGAUGAACCUUCAGAAGGAAGGCUUCGACCCGAGUAAAAUUCAAGACAAGAUGUACUUCUUGUCCGGUAACAAGGAGUACGUCGAGAUCACGCCAGAACUUUAUCAGGAAAUCAUCUCCGGAAGGAGAAAGUUCUAGUUGUUGCGCGCUAACGUCACCCGUUAACGCGACAUCAAACGAUUGUCGAAUAUACACUUGUAAAAGUUAGAGACGAAGGUGUAAACUUUUUUUUACAACGUGAACAUAACUUUCUGCACACGCCUUGUAGAUACAAUGCAUAGAACUUUUAUGUAAUAACAUCAAACAUAUAUAUAUAAAUAUAUAUAUAUAUAUAAAAAACCAUAGAGUUACAGACGGAUGUUUCUUGAACUUAUGUAAGAGAAAGAGGAGAGAGAGUUAUUUUUACGAGGGCUCAAAAAAAAAAAAAGAAAAAAAAAGAAAAAAGAACAGGAAGAAAAAAAAGAGAGUCUUCUCACGAAGCAGAAAACAAAAUUACAUUUUUGUCAUCAACGACGAGAGACGAAUAUGGUGACAUGUUCCUGUUUAUUUUAUAAAUACUGUGUACAUUUUUAAUCAAAUGAAACGGUCCGUAGCGUAAGGCGAAAUUGGCAUUGUAGAUAGGAAGAUAGCAACGAAUAAAGUCAUUCUUAAUGGGUAACGCUGGUUUUUCAUAAGAAGUAUAUACUUUAAUUUUGCACACGAAGAGCGUGUAGAAAUUUCUCAGGUUUCUAGGUAAUUCUAUUUUGCUUACCAUAGAACGAUCAAAAGGAGAUGAAUUACUUAUGUCUGCAGUAUUUAGUUUAAAUGUAACGUGCCACGUCAUAAUCGUUUGCAAAUUCGUUAUUUAUAAAUGUUUGUUCAAUUUGCACUCCCCAAGUUUGCGUUUAUACCAAAAUGCCGAUAUAGAAUAACAUUCAACAAAAAAAUGUGAAUAUAUACGACGACUAAACAUAAUAAUAUUAUACGUAAGCUCAAUUUAUUCUACUAGCUCCAUCAGAGUACGAUAGAUGUAUAUAAGUUUGUUAAAAGGAAUUAACUCUUAACCAAACACAAUUUCACUUCCACUUUGAACUACUUAAAAGUAAUAGUUUGUUGUAGCUAGAAUUCUGUAUUUAUACAUAUGUUUUAAUAGCGAAGUAACGGUGACCAAAGUAAUGGUGCAACUAAUUAUUUUCAAUAAUUCUUUAUUUCAAUG